UUCCAUAGCUUUCGUUUGGCGAAAUAAUAUAUAUGCUUCACAAAUGGCAGUGCGUCUUUGUAUAAGAAAGCCAGGAUCGAGGAAGGAGAGUCACCUGGUUCAUCAUCGGAGCUAGCGAGAGGCUCAUCUUCUCUCAGAACCCAACAUGGAGUCUUUUCUCAUCCUCGUUGCCGAAAAGAUUGCCGUGGCCAUGGCGGGCGAAGCUAUACAGGCAGCUAUGGGCUUCAAUUUAGGAGCCGAAGAAUCGCUGAAGACGGAAGUUAAGGAGACGAUCAGACGGAUCAGAAGCGAGUUCGAGCACAUGCAAAUAUUUUUGAGCUCCGUGGACAUGCAGAAGUAUAACACCACCAUAGAGCCAUGGCUGAAACGAGCGAGGGAGAUAGCAGAUUCCAUGGAAGACGUGAUCGACGAGUACUUGCAUAUUACCGUAGAGCGGUCACAGGGUGGACUCAGAUCCUUUUUUAAUCAAGCUGUGAGAAGUCACAAAAAGAGUAGCGCCUGGAAUCUCAUAGCUAAUCGGCUGAAAGUUAUAGAGACUGGCCUAUCCCAUCUCGAAGCCAUGAAGGAUCGCUAUGACAUCAGGAAGAAUGAGUCCGAAGUAGAUGAUGAUGACGCCGAAGGCGAGAAUGCAAACGGCUUUGUCGGAAGAGUGUUCAAUUCGUCGAGAUCAUACCCUGUCAGCGAAGAAGACGACAAUAUUUACAGAGAACAAAGGAAAAUUUUGUUUCAGCUGCUAACAGAUGAAACGUCUACACGCACGGUGAUAUCGGUUUGGGGCAUGGGUGGUGUAGGUAAGACCACCAUGGUUGACAAAGUUUACGGGAACCAGGAGAUCGAGAAUCGCUUCGACUGCAAAAUCUGGGUCACCGUUUCCAAGUCUUGUCGAAUCGAACAUUCGAUGCGAAGAAUUCUCAAGGAACUGCUGGACGCAGAUCAAUCGGAUCAUGAUGGUUACGGGUCGUCGGACCUUAAUCGUGUACAGGAGGACGUUUGCAGCAUUCUACAGGAGAAGAGGUACUUGCUGAUUCUCGAUGAUGUGUGGAGCGGAGAGUUGUCUUCCUAUGUGCAACGUGCUCUUCCCGAUAACAAUCGUGGAAGCAGAAUAGUGAUCACGACACGGCUAAACGAGGUAGCUUCGACAUCAGAAGAGAGGCACCGGUUGAAGCUUCGGAAAAUUGAAGAUGAAGGCCAAGCGUUCGAUCUCUUCUGUCGAGAGGUAUUUUGGCAUGCCGACGACAGGCGUUGCCCCAAACACUUGGAGACGGUGGGGAGAAAUAUUGUCAGGAAGUGCCAAGGCCUGCCACUGGCCAUCGUGGCCGUAGCCAGACUCAUGUCACUGAAAGGGACGACCGAGGCGGAAUGGCAACGCGUUUACAAAAAGCUCAGCUGGGAGUUCGCUAACAAUCCAAGCUUGGACAACCUGAAGCAUGUUCUGAAUCUGAGCUACGACGAUCUACCGAGUUAUCUGAAGAACUGCUUCUUGUACUGCAGCGUCUUCCCCGACUACAAGAUCAAGAGGAAGAAGUUAAUAAGGCUUUGGAUCGCCGAAAGUUUCGUCCAGGACAGGGAAACACAGACGGUGGAGGAAGUGGCGGAGGAAUUCCUGGAGGAACUCGUCCAUCGGUCCAUGCUUCACGGUGUACAGAGGAAUAGCUUCGGAAGGGUGAGGAGAUGUGGGAUGCACGGAUUGAUGCGUGAAUUGACUCUGCCCACAGCCCGGAAAGAAAAUUUUAGCAUGGUGUGGAAAGAGUCGGAAUCAUCGGGAGGGUUGGGGUGCGAAGCACGUCGGUUGUCGGUGCACGACUACGCCGCCAACAGCGCCUUGUUCCACAUGGAUUUCUCUCGCAUUCGCUCCUUGCUUGUGUUCAAGCAUGAUUCCUCCCUGACCACCUUGCUGAAGACGGUGUCACGUAAUGCUAGAUACUUAAGGGUUGUAGAUCUGGAAAGCGCAGACAUGGACAAGGUUCCUGAUGUGUUCAUGGACCUAAUCAACCUGCACUAUCUGGGGCUAAGGAAGACGAAGGUUAAACGCCUUCCCGACUCCAUCGGAAGGCUCCGCAAUCUGCAGACCUUGGAUCUCCGCUACACUAAAAUAGAGAAGCUGCCCAAGGGGAUAAGCCAGUUGAGGAAGCUGCGAUACCUGCUGGCUCUCAGGUUGAACGACAGAAGCCGUCGAUCUUUCGAAUUCGUCAGCCAUGUCAAGGCUCCGGGCGGCUUAGGCCUGCAGAAUCUUACGAGCUUACAACACCUGGACAUCGCCGCGGACGAGGAGUCGUCGUUGAGGCAACUCGGCUACUUGACCCAACUCAAGGUGCUCAUCGUAUCCAAAGUCAAAGGCGUGCACUGCCCGCUUCUGAGCGCCUCAGUGUCGCACAUGACUUCCCUCUAUAAGUUGAGCAUCACGGCCUACGACGAGAAGGAGGUGCUUCAGUUGCAAGACUUGGGCCACUGCUUCCAAAACCUGCAGAAGCUCCAUGUGCAGGGAACGGUGGUGGGACCGGUGGUGGUUCAGGAGCAACGCUGUGCGGGGAUGCGGAGGGGAAGAGAGGGUGGGGUCGUGGCAGGCGGUGGCCUGCACGUCCAUGACUCCCCAUUGCUGCCUCCCUCCUUCCGUUCCCUGGGAGAAAGGCUUCGGGAGCUGUGCUUGGGCUGA
This is a messenger RNA of Musa acuminata AAA Group (dessert banana), 2653 nucleotides long. RefSeq names its product disease resistance protein RPM1-like. The record is from RefSeq and is a predicted model, not a curated record. Gene Ontology annotation, molecular function: ADP binding. Lineage: Eukaryota; Viridiplantae; Streptophyta; Magnoliopsida; Zingiberales; Musaceae. Gene Ontology annotation, biological process: defense response to other organism. The coding region runs from base 146 to 2653 and encodes 835 amino acids. The transcript is spliced from 2 exons.